This is a messenger RNA of Colletotrichum orchidophilum, 1050 nucleotides long. RefSeq lists its product as uncharacterized. The coding region runs from base 1 to 1050 and encodes 349 amino acids. The record is from RefSeq and is a predicted model, not a curated record. The transcript is spliced from 2 exons. Lineage: Eukaryota; Fungi; Ascomycota; Sordariomycetes; Glomerellales; Glomerellaceae.
AUGCCUGCCAAGAUCUUUCUCACAGGAGCCACCGGCUACAUUGGCGGCGACGCCCUCCAUCAGCUAUACCAGAAGCACCCCGACUUCGAGUAUGCCCUCCUCAUUCGAACUCGAGAGAGGGCGAACAAGGUGCUUGGAAAGUUCCCGAAAGCCAGGGUUGUGAUCGGAGGGCUCGAUGAUUCACAGACCCUGGAGCGCGAGGCAGCAUGGGCUGAUAUCGUAAUCCACACCGCCGACUCAUCGGACCACGCAGGUGCAGCCAAAGCCAUCGCAAAGGGUCUUGUGGCAGGCCACUCACCGUCCCGUCCAGGAUUCUGGUUGCACACGGGCGGCACCGGCAUCCUGACCUACUUUGAAUCGGAAGUCAAGAAGACGUUUGGCGAGCACGACGACAAGGUCUUCAACGACUACGGUGGUGUCGACGAGCUCGUCAAUUUGCCAGCCGCCGCCUUCCACCGCAACGUGGACGAGAUCGUUCUCGAGACCGGCAAGAAGCACGCCGAUUCUGUCAAAACUGCCAUCGUCUGCCCGCCCACAAUCUACGGCCAAGGGCGAGGCCCAGUGUCGGGCAGAGGUAGGCAGGUCUACGAGCUAGCCACUUUUGUGCUGAAGGAAGGAUAUAGUCCCCGCAUCGGCAAGGGGCUUGCUCGGUGGAACAACAUUCACAUUCACGACCUCAGCGUGGUAUUCGAGUUGCUGGUCGAGGCCGCGCUGGAUCCAUCUCGAAAAGACGACAAGGAGAUCUGGGGAGCUAAUGGGUACUUUCUCACAGAGAAUGGCGAGCAUGCUUGGGGCGAUUUGGCGGUGCUGGUUGGGAGAACGGCCUUCGAGCAGGGCUUUAUCAAGGGAGGAGAGCCUGAGGUUCGGGAGCUGUCGUACGAAGAGGCCGUCAAGUCAUCUGCUGGAUUCGAGGCAGCUAGCUGGGGCUUGAACUCCAGAGCUGCCGCCUUGCGAGCUAAGAAGAUUCUCGGAUGGAAGCCACAGGAGAAGAGUCUUGAAGAUGAGGUGCCGGCUAUCGUGAAAUCAGAGGCGGCUAGACUGAAACUCUAG